Molecule: messenger RNA, 2907 nt
Organism: Aureobasidium subglaciale EXF-2481
Lineage: Eukaryota; Fungi; Ascomycota; Dothideomycetes; Dothideales; Saccotheciaceae
Exons: 3
Coding region: 1-2907 (968 amino acids)
Biological process (GO): regulation of DNA-templated transcription; DNA-templated transcription
Molecular function (GO): DNA-binding transcription factor activity, RNA polymerase II-specific; DNA binding; zinc ion binding
Source: RefSeq, a predicted model, not a curated record
AUGGUUUUCUGCACAUAUUGUGGCCACUCGUUCACCAGAGACGAGCAUCUCGAGAGACAUAUCCUCACACAUACCAACGUUAAGCCUUUCAAGUGUUUCACCUGCCACAUGUCGUUCGCCAGACGUGAUCUGCUACAAAGGCACUACACCGUCCAUGGCCGGGAUCAAAAUCAGGAAAUCAUCCCCGCCGCCAACGGCAUGAUGGCAAAGUCUGCUGGCAGAACACCGAUUGCGUGCAGCAACUGCGCCAAAACAAAGACGAAGUGCGACAAGAAGUUUCCUUGCAGUCGUUGUGCAGGCCGCAACCUUCGAUGCACCCUCCGCCCCACUCGUCGCUCGUCCAAGAAUGCCAACCGCAUGGGCUUGAUCACAGCCGAAACCAUCGCCAGUGGUGUUGCCAAUGGCAUCCUACCUCCAGAUCAGACCGUGGCUGCCGAGGCCGCUCCUAUGCCUAUCGACUCUUCAAAAUCGGCAGAAAAGCACCAGCAUCAGAAACCUUCGAGCCCAGGCUCUGGCGUCCCCACAACAAUUCCCGAAGAGAAGCACAUGGGCGAUUUGCAUGCUCAAUAUUUCGAGCAACCAAUGUCUAAUGGUCACACCUCUCCCUCCCAACAAAUCUCUCCUUUGACAACUCCAGGCUCGGGCUUCAUGCAGGGGUCUAUGCCUACCUACGACGACUUCAUGAAUGGCACCAAGGAGGAUGAUGCUAACCCUCGUUUCAUGCUUGACUGGGGUCAGAUGCCUAUGCCCAUGGGCUUCGAGGCUAUGGCUCGUGCCGAUCUUAUGCUCGACCCUAGCAUGGGUUUCGAUCCAAACCAGCUGUCGUUGAUGCCGGCCAAUGAGACCAUUCUUACUAUCAUGCCUGAUAUGGCUAAUUUGGGAGGUCCUCUAAUUUCUCCUAUCGAGACACCAAAGGUCGAGCGCUCCUUUGCCGACAUGGACCUUGGCCACUCCAACAACAUGUUCUAUGCCCACGCCAGGCACAUGUCGACUGCCUCCUUGUCAUCAAACGAUGGCGAAGACAUCCGGGCAGUCAUCGCAGCUCAAGAUGGCUGGAACGUGUUCAGAUGCACACCUACUGUCCCUUCAAGUUCAUGCCCCACGACCGCGAAGAUGAAUCUCGAGUGUCUCGAGCAGACUCUCAAGAACCACGAAGGCUGGAGCACUUGGGCUCCUACUUGGGACGAGGCUGAUUUCGCUGGUGCUGAGAACUUGGCUGUCAUGCAACUCCACGAGAGCACGCGCGAUAAGCUCCUCGCGAUUACUCAAACCUUCUUGCACAAGGCCCUUGAGACUCACAGAGAAGGUCAGCAAGGCGGCCAGUCUCCAUUGUCGAAUGGUGGCUCAAACUUCGUGCUUCUGCCGCCAGCAAGAGUACUCGAAUAUUUCCUUCGAUCUUAUGCCAACAGCUUCGAGAGAUACUACUCAUUGACGUCACGAGGCAUUCUCGAUGCAAACGAGCUGAUGCAUUGCUACAACGACAAAGCUUCAUGUCUCUUACUACUCAUGAUGAUUGCUCAGGGCGCAAUGAACAUCUCGUCUGUCGAGGCAAGAUGGUUGGCUGGUGGUCUCACCGAAGCUUGUCGUAUUUCGCUCUUUGACCUAAUUGAGCGCAAUAUCACAAUGGCUAGCGACCCAAUUACUUUGCACUCUGCUCUCCUCUUCACCUCCCAGGCUGCUUGGAGUGGAGACAAAUGGCAGAUGGAUAUUGCCAUGGGCCAGCGAAGCAUGUACUUCCACAUGCUACGACAUUCCGGUCUUCUCGAGGGCAGAGCGUUCACGGCUCCUCAGAUGAUGGACCACCAAAACAGUGCCGACUCGCUCUGGACUGAGUGGAUCCAGCGCGAGAGCCGGAGCAGACUUGUCUACUCAUGGGUCAUGGUCGAUCAAGAUCUUGCACUGUUCCACGACACCGCCCCACUCUUCUCCGUGACCGAGUUUGGUGCACCGAUGCCUGACUCCGACCGCCUAUGGCAGGCUAAGAGCGCCCCUGAAUGGUCUCAAGCCUUUGAACAGGUACAUGAGUUUGUGGGUGGUUACUCCUCGCUUGGCUCGGGCGCCCGUCCAAUGUCAUUGCAUGAUCUUUUCCGUCACUUUUUGGAUGACGAGAUGGCUUCUCUUGGCAUCGGGAUGACGCCACUCCAGAUGAGAUUACUCCUACAUCCUCUUCAGUCUAUGGUUUGCCAUUACGGUCAGCUCAUGAGCUGUUUCUCCGAUUCACUUUCAUCACGCAACAAGACUCGAGCUGUCACUGCAUCGUCAACCAGAUGCCGCUUGGAGGAGGUACAGUCACUACUUCAGCGAUGGUACGACAUGGCCGACCGUUACCUCAAGGUCAACCCUAGCUGCGCUGUUAUGCAAGCCAACCUCGUCAUGUUCCAUCUCAUCAGCUUGAACGCUGUGACCAACUUCCCUGAGGUCGAGCGUCUGGCGCGUCGUGAAGGCUUUGAUGGUACCUACCAACAGCUGAUAUGGAUUCACAAGCGAUGCAUCGCCGAUGUUGAGGAAGCUGUCUUCCACUGUGGACAAGUCUUGCGCAUCAUACGGUCCAUGCCUCGUGGUGUACGUCCUCCUUGGUGGGCCGGUGCUAUCUACCGUGCUGCUCUUAUCCUCUGGACCGACAGUCUGAUCAACAAAGAGUCACCAGCGCCAACUGCGACCGGAGGAUUCCCUUCACCGGGACCUACUUUCGCUAUUGACGCUCUGCCGGCUGAUCAUCCAACCAUCGUUCGAUUCUUGAGCAAACGUGUGGGUCAACCCUUCCUCAGCAAGAGGAAUGGUAGUCAUCUACCAAUGGACCAUGGCGUCACAGUCCUUGCACAUUCCAUAGAGAUCAUGGAUGAGGGAACUUCCAACAGAUUUGUUGAUGGUGUCCGCAAUAAGCUUGACCGCUUGAUGAGAAGCUAG